CGAUGACGGACUACAAGUUGUAACCUUAAAGUGUGAUCACAUGACAGCGAUAAGCUUUUUUGGAUUAGUCUCACAUAUCCUGACCGCGUAGUCGGCAGCCAGCGAGACAAUUAAGGGGAGGGCCUCUUUCAAUCCAAGAUCAUCUCUCUUAUCUUCUUCUUCAUAUUCUCCCUGCGUCGCACGCUCAAGCUGGGCUUGGAUGCCAAUACUUUAACAUCUUUAGAUCACCGACAUGAAAGGGCUUCUUUCUCCAUAAUGGGGGGACUCCACUACAAGACGAUAAGGGCCUAUCUUCCCCAGAUACGGUUUCUCACAGUCCAUUAUGCCUACUUCAUUGGACUCUCGUUCAUUACCUCCGCCAUCUUCUGGGGCGCCUCUUCACCUGCCCAGAGUGUGCGAUACGUCGACUCAUUGUACUUGACUGUCAGUGCCAUGACCCUCGCUGGCAUGAAUACGGUGAACCUGUCUACGCUAAAUACAUUCCAACAAGUCCUAUUGUUCUUCCUGAUAAUGUCUGGAUCUGCAAUCUGGGUGUCCAUCGCCAUGGUGCUUGUUCGCAAACGUGCCUUCGAAAGAAGGUUUGGGGAGAUUGUGAAAGCAGAGCGUGUCCAAAGAAAAGCCCGGAGCCAGAUUGGGCUUGGUCAUGCUUUAGCGCGGUCGCGCUCUUUCUCCCGACAGUCUGUCAUGCCCCAGGAACGUACUUGGGUACCGGGACUUCUACCCAUGCUCCGGACUUCGAAUCUGGAAGCACCAGUUGACCCUAGUGGUACUUUUCCACCCAGGAGCUCGGAAAAAAGGGACCUAGGAUUAAAGUCCAAGCCGAGUCAUACCGAUGCUGAAGAACCAGACCAGCAACCGAACCAGGAUGUUCCAGAAGCUGGAAACGAUGCCGAGUCUGUGGCUCCUAAUGAAGGACGGCCUUAUGAAGAUGUUCUUAGGGAGCAAACGAGCAAUUAUGAUAAUGAUGCUCAUAUUGUUUUCAUUUCCGACGCAAGGAAUGGCUCUGAAGAACAGCAAUCGAACCCAAUACGUCGCCGCAUGCUUUCCCCAUAUACAAAUGUUUUGAAUCGCUCUAAUACGCUCGGUGAACUGGAACAAGGCCCAUCCGCUCAAGACUCUGAUGGAGAUGCUCUUCAUUUGAACUUUCUCCACAAAUUGCACCGCAAUUCUACAUUUUACAAUCUCACUGAGGCGGAGCGACAAAAGCUCGGAGGUGCCGAGUAUCGAGCAGUCUGCUUAUUGGCUGUCAUCGUGCCGAUCUAUUUUUUCUUAUGGCAGCUGCUCGGCGGGCUAGGGGUGGGAGCCUAUAUCGCAAGGAACAAAGCAUCGGUGGCCGAGUCUAACGGUCUUAAUCCUUGGUGGACCGGCUUCUUUUUUGCAGUAUCUGCGUUCAAUAACUCUGGCAUGAGUAUUCUCGAUGCGAAUAUGGUUCCCUUUCAAACGUCAACCUAUAUGCUCAUCACAAUGGGCCUAUUGAUCCUGGCUGGUAACACCUGCUAUCCGAUAUUUUUGCGAUGGAUAUUACGGGCUAUUCGUCUCGUGCUUCCAGAUCACGAAUAUUUUGAUCAAUUCCGUGACACAUUAAACUUCCUCCUGGACCAUCCAAGACGAUCUUAUACCACUUUGUUUCCUUCUGCGCACACAUGGUGGCUGUUUCUCUCUGUGAUCGUACUGAAUGGUGUCGAUUGGCUAGCAUUUGAAAUUCUCAAUAUAGACAAUCCGACAGUGGACGCCAUCCCCCGGGGAUCGCGGGUAUUGGACGGACUUUUCCAAGCCUUGUGCGUUCGGAGCGGAGGCUUCUAUUUGGUCAAUAUCUCAGCCCUCCAGCUAGGGACGCAAGUCAUCUAUGUGGUGAUGAUGUAUAUUUCGGUCUAUCCCGUUGUGAUUACAAUGCGACACUCCAAUGUGUACGAGGAGAGGAGUCUGGGAAUUUAUGCAGAUGACCCGUCCACAAACGAGGAUGAUCAGGAAAUUUCUUCAGAAUCCUCGAGAAGUCGACUCUCCAUAAACCCGGUCUCUGGAAGGAUGUAUUUCAUCCGACAUCAGCUUCGAGCUCAGAUGGCUUACGACCUAUGGUGGAUCGCGGCGGCUGUGAUCAUAAUUUGCAUCGUGGAGGCAGGUCAAUUCACCCGUGAUCCUGUCACGUUCUCCGCGUUCAACAUCAUUUUCGAGACAGUGAGUGCCUACGGAUGUGUCGGAAUCAGUACUGGCCUUCCAGAUCAACUUUAUAGUUUCUCUGGGGCCUGGCAUACCUUGAGCAAGCUUGUCCUUUGUGCCGUGAUGAUUCGGGGGCGCCAUCGAGGUCUGCCGGUCGCGAUUGACAAAGCGAUUAUGUUACCGAGCGACAAACUUAUCAGAGCGGAAGAAGAAGACGCCCAGAUCAGGAUGGAACGAACAAUGAGCCACAGAACUCGAUGACAACGGCUGAUUUACCAUUGAAAGCAACACAGUAACACCAAAGAGAAAUCAAUAUCGAUAGGCCGUGAGCUCGGAGCGUAUCCCAGUAGCUCAGUAAGAGGAAAUUUCAGUCGGUACAUUUCCGACGAGGGAUCAUCGGGAAAUUUGAAACGGGGGAGCUGAAUAAUGUUAAAGCUAUGCCGUGACCCUUGAGAAUAGUCAAGCCCAGCGGGAUAUGGUGCUCAUCAAACUUCCGCUCUGCCAUCUCAUACACAUUUUGAUAAUCUUCUUCCAAAUCGUCGUGGCUCCGUCUAUCACUAGCCGUCACUAUCGCGUUUUCGGAUGGGACUAUCUAAAGCGAAAAAGCUUCGUACAAGUUUUUUCAGGUCAUGGCCACCUAGCACCUUUAUGUAUUGUUGAAUCUUCCAGGUAUUGUAUUGGAUUCUUAGUUGCUGCUUGCUGGGGUCAUCUAGGUGGCUCCACGUUUUGGACAGGGUUUCUUACAGCCGGAUAAUGCUGAGACGCUGUACCCAUUGCGGAGAUUCCUCUGUUGAACGUCCACGGUAGCGACAGAGCCAACAAGAAAUGGCGACAAAGUUUGCUUUUAGUUUAAUUUCGCGAGGUAGUCUAUUUGGUGGAGCCUGACCAUCAACCGAUAACCUUGGAACACAACGCAUGGUACGGCAAUGGCA
Messenger RNA from Penicillium brasilianum, 3089 nucleotides. The record is from the annotation of a GenBank genome assembly. Lineage: Eukaryota; Fungi; Ascomycota; Eurotiomycetes; Eurotiales; Aspergillaceae.